UCCCCCAAAUGUCAGGACAGUACAGAUAUCCCCCAAAUGUCAGGAUAGUACAGAUAUCCCCCCAAAUGUCAGGACAGUACAGAUAUCCCCCAAAUGUCAGACGGUACAGAUAUCCCCCAAAUGUCAGAACGGUACAGAUAUCCCCCAAAUGUCAGGACGGUACAGAUAUCCCCCCCAAAUGUCAGGACAGGACAGAUAUCCCCCAAAUGUCAGGACAGGACAGUUUUUGCAAAGUAGACAAUCUGACAUACGCAUUUCAUAAGAGGCAUGACAAGUUUUUUUUAAGUAAUUUUUUUGUCAUA
This is a messenger RNA of Staurois parvus, 302 nucleotides long. NCBI's taxonomy places the organism in Eukaryota, Metazoa, Chordata, Amphibia, Anura, Ranidae. The record is from the annotation of a GenBank genome assembly.